CAUGAAGGGUUCAACAAUUGCUAUUUUCACCUUACUUUUUCUGAGUUUUGUUAAUGUGGUUCAUUUACAAGGUUUUCGAUUAGAGGUUGAAAUUCCUGCUCAUAUUUUGGAAGAUGUGGAAGAUCGCAUAAUCAUUUUUAGGCAAAAUUCUGGAGCUCCAGUAUGCAGCUUUUCACUUACAAAACCAGAUGGAACUUUGGUGACACAAGGCACAAAAACUGUAAAUAGUGCCUAUGUACCUCACACAUUGAGCGGCUCCCUGUUUUCAGGGAUCACUGAGGAUUAUAUAUUGACUUACACUUUCAAUUGUCAGGGUGCAGGGGAGACAGUGGAAUUUGAGAUGCGAUCAUGUGUUAACUCAAUUGAAAGUUUUGGUAGUUCUUCUCUACCUGCAACCUUUAAUAUCGGAAUAGAUGUUUCAGCUUUUCAAGCUCCACCAAUUACAGUUCUUAUUAGAGGCAGUUCUGGUAGCGCUACUUGCACAGUAGCUGAACCAGAUCCUUCUAUAGCUUCCAUUAAUAAUAGGGGACCAGAAACUUUGAUACAAGGUGCAAUGGAAAUUGCAGUGACUAAAGAUUGUUCGGUUGACUCUCUUUUCCUUGUUUCAACAUGUACAAAGAACGGAAAAAACUUUGAAAAUGAAAUUCCUAUAUACUUUACACCUAGUACAAUUUCACCAUGGGCUAUUCUGUAA
Messenger RNA from Dimorphilus gyrociliatus, 694 nucleotides. The record is from the annotation of a GenBank genome assembly. Lineage: Eukaryota; Metazoa; Annelida; Polychaeta; Dinophilidae.